This is a messenger RNA of Pecten maximus, 2369 nucleotides long. Its product is annotated as chitinase-3-like protein 1. Lineage: Eukaryota; Metazoa; Mollusca; Bivalvia; Pectinida; Pectinidae. The coding region runs from base 217 to 2049 and encodes 610 amino acids. The record is from RefSeq and is a predicted model, not a curated record. Gene Ontology annotation, cellular component: extracellular region. Gene Ontology annotation, biological process: carbohydrate metabolic process; chitin catabolic process. Gene Ontology annotation, molecular function: protein binding; chitinase activity; chitin binding. The transcript has 13 exons.
GCAGUACUGACACGUUCCGGUAGCUUCUGCGACAAGUUCCCACUCACACACUGACACAGCCAUGUAACAACACCUGAACACGGACACGCAAAACAUUCCUGAGUAGAAAAAAAAAACUUGUCCGUGUCUGUAUUACAGGGUGAUGGUUGUGGGCACCCAUCGCUACUGUCACAAAACACAGAAUCACAGACCGGGCACCACAACGCCGGCCUCGCAAUGAUUUGGAAUUUUUUCUGUUUCUGCAGUUUUCUACUUCUCUUCUCCUCCACAGUGUAUGGUCAGAAUUGCGAGGGGACGGAUUUUCAAUGCAAUAGCGGACUCUGUCUGUUAGACAGCUGGGUGUGCGACGGGGCAGAAGACUGUCCGGAUGGCGGAGACGAGGCUCCAGAACGAUGUGAAAGUAAACCGGUAACAGAGCAGCCACAGAACACAUGUAAUGGCGUCCACUUCCGGUGUGGGACGGGCGAGUGUAUCCCCAAGGAGUGGCAAUGUGAUAGUGAUAGAGAUUGUCGGGACGGCUCGGACGAACAUUGUGAACACAGGAAGUUCCGCCGGAUAUGUUACUAUACCAACUGGUCGCAGUACCGGCAGGGUCGGGCGCAGUUCACGCCUGCCGACAUUGACCCUAGCCUCUGUACUCAUCUUAUAUAUGCCUUUGCCAACUUAGAGGGAACCAGGAUCACCCCUUCCGAACCAAAUGACCUGGAGAUGUACCAGCAGUUUACCGGACUCAAGAGUCGGAGUCCCGGAGUGAAAACACUGUUGGCGGUAGGAGGAUGGAAUGCAGAAAGCAAGGGAUUCUCAAACAUGGUGACCACGCCAAUGAGUCGUCGCGUGUUUGCCCUAUCCGCCAUUUCCUUCCUCAGGAAACACGGCUUUGACGGUUUGGACAUCGACUGGGAAUACCCAACACUUCGAGGUGGUCAGCCCGAGGACAAACGAAGGUUUUCUUUGCUUCUACAGGAGCUGCGGGACUCUUUUAAGAGAGAGUCCGAAUCGUCGGGUAAACCCUGCCUACUGCUCUCAGCCGCCGUUUCCGCCAGUCCCACCGUCAUCGACGUCAGCUACAACGUCACAGCACUUGCGGAACACCUCAGUUUUAUCAACAUCAUGACGUACGACUUCCAUGGCGCGUGGGAGAGGACGACUGGACACAAUAGUCCAUUGUUCCCCCGCCGUGAAGAAAACGAGUAUCAGAGGAAGAUGAAUACGGAUUGGGCGGCCAAGUAUUGGAACGCGUCCGGAGCCCCCCGGGACAAACUCAAUAUUGGCAUCUCUACGUAUGGUAGGUCCUACAUAUUGGCCGAUCCUGCCUCACAAUACCAGUUGUCAGCCGCCGUGUCCAAACCUGGCCCUAAGGGCAUGUACACCCGGGAGGUGGGGUUCCAGUCGUACUACGAGAUUUGUCUACAACAAGAGCUUGGGAUCGGGAGGGUUUUCAGAGAUCAUGAACAGGAGGUGCCCUAUUUCGUUGUUGGCAAGGUCUGGAUAGGAUAUGAUGACGCGGAAAGCGUCGCGAACAAGGCUCGCUAUAUAGCACGAGAAGGGUUUGGAGGGGCCAUGGUGUGGUCACUUUCUCUUGAUGACUUCAACAACAUCUGUAAAGGCACCAUCAAGCGAUACCCUUUGACCACCGCCGUAUCUGAAACUCUUAUUGACGCGGAACAGGGCCGGACUACCACCCCGCUACCCAUCAUUCCGUCGCCUAUCCCGGACCCAGGCUUCUAUCUUACAACCACUACUACCACUACUCAAGCGCCAAAGACUACAAAUCCACGCCCUGUGGUUACAAUCCGGCCAGUUACACAGGCACCUGUUACACAGGCACAUGUUACAGUUGACCCCGAACUUGUGUUCGGUAACAGAGGCUUUGUGUGUUGGUUCCGUCAGUACGGGUUCUAUAGGGACCCGGAGAGUUGCCAUCACUUCUACGUGUGUUACGCAGGACGGACAUUCCGCUUCAAGUGUCCAAGUGGUCUCGAAUACAGCAGCAAACACUCCACGUGCGUCUGGCCGGACGAGCACACAUGCGUAACAGGAGGCCAGUGAACAGGACAGAUGCUGCCCCAUGUACAGAAGGGAUAUAUUGUGCCAAGUACUGAUCAGUCACACCAUCAAACUGGACUCUUUGUGUAUGACAGACAGCUUAUAGUGUACACGGUUAUAAUCUCGAGACUGAUCUAAUUAUUGACAGGAAUGUAGCACACGUUCGACAAGUACGACGCAAUAUAGAUGUGCAAUACAAUGGUUACGUUGAUGGCUACAUUGUAUCUGUGACAUUGUGUUUACAACCGAUGCUAUUUUACAAAUGCAAAAAUGAACAGUUUGUUAUGUAGGAUGAACUUGAAGAAAUAAAAUUGAAAACAUUA